GAAGGCACGAAAUGCAAGAUCAUCACGCCCAACAAGAGAGGAGACAACGACGACCCCUCUCUGAGGAAGGUGCUGAUCCAAGGCAGCAAAGAGCAGAUCGCCAAGUGCAAGGAGGCCAUCAACGGUGUCCUCAUGGGCGAGGAGCCCAAGGACGUGUUGGCGCAGAUUGAUGGUGCGGUCAUCAUCAAGAACAUUGAGCCGAUGUCCAUGGGCCAUCUUGCGAAGAUCAAAAGCAAGAUCGAAGAGGAGAUGAAGGUCCGGAUAGAGUCCGCUCGAAUCUGGGGCAACGACAACGAUCACGACAAGGCAUUAAAUGCCAAAGAGAGAAUAGAGGAAGAGAUGGAGGACAUCACCACCGUGGACACUUGCACAGUGAGUGUUCCGGCACACUUAGU
This is a messenger RNA of Symbiodinium necroappetens, 395 nucleotides long. The record is from the annotation of a GenBank genome assembly. Lineage: Eukaryota; Dinophyceae; Suessiales; Symbiodiniaceae.